UGUUUUUAAUAGACCCGAUUGGUGUGCGACUCUUGGCCGAUUCGACGCCGAAGUUCCCUUCACCGAACAACAACCUCACAAUUUUAUUGGAGAAGAGCUGAGUUUACUGUUAAAAUCUCACAGAGGAAAAAUUAGUUUUAAAAACUACGUCGCAGAGAGAGGGUCCGCGCUGCGGUGCUGUGUACCCCGGAAUUUUUCUUUCAUAUAAAAUACAAUAUAAAAUCUUCUUGUGUGUCUCGCGGGGGAUUAUAUUUGUUUUUGGACAUAGAGCGUCCAGAUCAUUGCAUUUUUCUUAAGAACGUCUUUGGUGGUGCCGCGGAUGGGAUUGUAAUUUUUUGUUUGUUUGUCGCAAUGCGAAUAGUUUCUUAAAUGCUAGACAGAAUGGGUGAUUUAGAUAAAUGCAUUAUCGAGGAAUACGCAAAAUGUCGAGCAUUCUACGAUAAGAGCCAUCCCAAUUUCAAAGACAGAGUCCACACUGAGAAGGCAUGGAUGGAGAUUGCGGCAAAACUUGGCUACAAUGCCAACCUCCUGAAGGAGCGUAUGUAUCAAUUGCGGAAUCGAUACAAUCUGGAGAAGCGCAAAUUGGAGACGAUGCGCCAGGAGGGUGAGGAACCACGGUGCACAUGGGCACUAUAUAAUCUUAUGACCUUCCUGGAUGGGCACAUCCGCCCCAGGAAAUCCUACAAAGCCAUGAUGCGUCGCAAUCAGCAGCGGCAGGGUAAUCAUCUACCCAACAUAGCGCGACAGCAUCAGCAAUACAUUGAUAGCAUAGCUGGCGGUUCUGAGUGCAGUCUAUUUGAAUUGCAACGACAGCAGCAGGAGAACUACCAAAAGAUGGUCGAGGGACCGAGUGAUGUCAAAGCCGAAUACAUCUAUGACUCUGACGAAGUAGAAGAGGAAGACGCUGCAAAUCAACAAUCACCGAAUGGAGUGGAGAAUUUUAUAAAUCCCACCGUUGUGCUAGGUGCGGACGAUUCAAAAGACGAUGCCGCGGAGAAUAGUGAGCAGAAACAGAGUGCCAAUGUAUCGGAAUUAUCGCAACCGCAAGCAAGCACCAGCCAACCAUCAACCCCCUACAUAAAUGUACGCAAUGUAGACGGACUGAAACGCAAGCACAGCGAAAUAUCUGGCCACCACCAUGAUCAGAUGUAUCUGCAGAAUCAACUGCUGAAUCGGCACAAUUUUGAGAGACGCGCCGACAAAUUCAACGCCUUCGGACACUUCAUGGCGACAUCAUUGGCCGAAAUGCCGGAACAUAGGGCCCUGGAAUUGGUGGCCAAGUUCACGAUUCAGCUAGUGAAUGCACUGGGUGAGAAACACUGAGAUUUGUCUCCGUAGCAUCAUGUGUGUGUUGACUUCCACAUAAUGGCAGGGAGAAUUUAUUAUUAAAUAUGCAAAAAAAAAUGCCACAGUGGCCAAACGGAGGCCCCCAUAAUACAGUAUUUUACUUCGCGCAUCAACCUUAAUUUAGUGUCCAUGUUCUUUUUUUAUAAUGUACAUUAUACCUCAUGAAGAAAAUUUAAUAAAUCCUCAAGUAUAAAUUUCAA
Molecule: messenger RNA, 1547 nt
Organism: Lutzomyia longipalpis
Lineage: Eukaryota; Metazoa; Arthropoda; Insecta; Diptera; Psychodidae
Exons: 5
Coding region: 370-1323 (317 amino acids)
Biological process (GO): regulation of transcription by RNA polymerase II
Cellular component (GO): transcription regulator complex; nucleus
Source: RefSeq, a predicted model, not a curated record